AUGGCCAAAAAGAAAGUUGCAGGGGUUCCAAACAAGGCCUCAUACUGCCGCCUCUCCUUCAUGUACCAAGCGGCAUCAUUCCUGGCAGCAGCAUCUGCCAACCAGAGCCAAAGUUCCGAUCUGGCUGCCUCACAAAAGACGGAUUCUGAUUAUCAUAUGAAAGUUGACGGCGACAAUAUCAACCACCCCAAUUCAGAGAAGCACCGUAGGACCGCCAUGCAAACUCGGAAUAUGUCUCACAGACUGCUUGCAGACCUCCGCUCCGUCUCCCUCAAGUCUCAGACCCGAGUCAGCCCGGCCAUGAAGCGGUCCAUUUGCAAAUUCUGCGACACGCUGCUUGUCGAGGGCCAGACAUGCACCUCCACCGUCGAGAACACGAGCAAAGGCGGCAGGAAGCCGUGGGCAGAUGUCUUGGUCAUAAAGUGCCAUACCUGCCACCACGCGAAGCGCUUCCCCGUCAACGCGCCAAGGCAGCAGCGCCGGCCCUUGCGCACUGCUAAAGAAGAAGCAUCGCAGCAGAGUGCGAAGCAGGGUGCUUCCGACGAACCGCAGCCUCAACCACAGAAGGAGCCUUGA
This is a messenger RNA of Diaporthe citri, 576 nucleotides long. RefSeq lists its product as uncharacterized. The transcript has a single exon. Gene Ontology annotation, biological process: tRNA processing. NCBI's taxonomy places the organism in Eukaryota, Fungi, Ascomycota, Sordariomycetes, Diaporthales, Diaporthaceae. Gene Ontology annotation, cellular component: nucleolar ribonuclease P complex. The coding region runs from base 1 to 576 and encodes 191 amino acids. The record is from RefSeq and is a predicted model, not a curated record.